Candidozyma auris is the source of this 1560-nucleotide messenger RNA. RefSeq lists its product as uncharacterized. The record is from RefSeq and is a predicted model, not a curated record. NCBI's taxonomy places the organism in Eukaryota, Fungi, Ascomycota, Pichiomycetes, Serinales, Metschnikowiaceae. Bases 1 to 1560 code for a protein of 519 amino acids. The transcript has a single exon.
AUGUCCGACGACCUUUUCGGGCCCCCUGACCCUUACUUCAACCCCGUCGAGCCCUCUAACGUCACCACUUUGGACUCUGAAAGCUCCCCUGCCUCUCCCAACGGAAGACUCUACCAACGCACCUUUGGCGACACUCGUUUGAGCAAUCUGUUGGCUCUCAUUUCCUAUCUGGCUCAAUGUGGAUUCUCUGACGUUGAAACCAUCCCUGCCGUGCUCACUCACCUCAAGAGCGCUAUCUAUGAGCUGCUUCUUCACUGUGUGAGCAUCGACAGGCCCACAUAUGCCCAUUACAUCCAGCAGCUUCUGAGGAAACUGGACAUCUUGAUUACUAGACUCAUCAUUCCGGCGUUGAAGCAGACGCUUGAGCGGCCUGAUCUCGUGGUGACCCAGCUGAUCAUCAAGGAGGUGCAUGAGCUUGUCACUUUACUCUAUGGGUUCACCAACCCACUCAGAAUUCCUGGAGUGCUUUCAGACGACCAAAGCAUUGAAGGUCCCCACGGACUACGGGUAUCUAGUUUCCAUACAACAACAUUGUUGGCUGUGACGAGAAAAUUACAGGCUGCGUUGAAUAGUCAGAUCAAGGUCCUUGGAAGCGCUAGCGACUUGGACAAAGGCAUUGGGCCAAACAACACGCCGCUCAACUUGUGGAGCGACUGGAUGGCGCAGUCGCUGAAUAUGGUGACGAAACUCAUCGUCACGAUUUUGAAUAAUACUGUCCCCACGGCGACGGUGUUUAUCUACUUUGAAGACCUCAUGCGCAACAAAGGGUUGGCAUUUCUUGACUUGGAGUACUUUGACGAGUUUCUCUGUCACUUCCAGCGGAUUAAUGCUUUUUCCAAAACACAAGCUAACUCAGCGCUAUUUGACUCCCAGCGUCGUUUGAUUCAAGAGCAUUUUUUGCUGGUGAUCCGAAUGUUCCCUUGCCAUCCUCUUAGCUGGUGCACGGUAAGUCAAGCAGUCAACUACUUGCAGAUGUACAUUGAUGUGUACAACGAUAUUUACGAAGAUAAGCUUCUCAUCGAAAAGAUCGCCGACAAACACGAAAGCACCGUGGUGAAGAGGGUGGUAGACUCUGCAAAGUUCCCAGAGGGCCACUAUAUUAACUACAUAAACCAGGAACGGCUUUCCUCAAAAGAUGUACCAGACUUCGUGAAAUAUUUCGACGAUAACAAUGAAGCAAUAGAAGUAACCAAUGAAAAGGAGUACUAUAUUCCCAUAAGCCAACCGAAGAACUCUGAGUCUUUCCGCAAGGUCUCUCAAGUGAACACCAACUCAGAUCCCACCAAAGAACACCUCCUUUCUUUGCCUAGAUCCAAGGGCACCGAAAUCAGUCCCAGAACAGCUUUAUUUGCUGCAAAUUACCAUAAGCGUGAUCUACCUGAGGACCCAUGCUACCUAAAAGUGUAUCGCUUAAACGAAGAAGUAGCACAGGAAGUGAGAGAGCUACGAGCGAUGGUCGAAGACAAUAUAUGGCGUGGCAACUGCCGCUUCAAGGGAUGUUGGAAGUGUCGGCUAUUUCUAUGGCAUAAGCACAAAAAGUGCAAGGGAAUCAUGCGGUAG